AAAUUAAAUGGAGUACUUAACUAAUGAAAAACUCCUUAAAUAAUAACAAUCAGUUCUAUUUUCCAUCAACAAUUCUCGAUCUAAUAGUGUUUCAAGAUUUCCCAUUCCCAGUUAAAGAGCCAUCAAUGAUCCAGUUCAACCGCUGAAAUCUGCAGAUUUGUUUAAUAAAUUGGAGGAUAUCUUGAAAUAAAAGCAGUUGAAUACAACAACCAGAAAGAAAUAAAAACAAAUUUCAUGUAUAAUAAACCCAUAAGCUUGUAAUGAAGAGAAAAAAUACAAUAUAGAAGCAAGUUAUUAUAAAUCUCCAAUUAGAUUACUAGAUGUAUCAACAAAUGGAUGCUUUGAUGUAAUAUGUUUAUAUUUAUUUUUCAUUGUAGAAUAAUAUUCAACUCAGAAAUAGAAGGUAAACUUUAAUUAUUGGAUCCCCUCCAGUUAACUAAUAAAAUUAAAGUAGUAAAAUUGAGAAAAACAAUAUUCAAAAUCAAUUUUAAGAAAGUUAAAAUUAAAAAAAAAAAGAGAGUCUUAAAAGAUUUUAAGAUGAGUUUAACAAUAUGUAAGAAAAAAUUAGAGGAAGGAAUAAUGUAAAUUAUGAAUUUCUCAUUUUAGUCAAUAUUAUAAGAGGAUGAUAGAAUUUAAAUUAAAGAAAAAAAAAUUGAUUUAAAUAUAAGCACAGCAAAAGAAAAUAAAAGUAUUACACUUAAUAAAUUAAAUUACUAAUUAUAAAUUUAGAAUAAUCACUUAUAAGAAUAGUUACUUUUUGAAUAAAAUUAAAAUAGUAAACUAAAUAUGCUUAUAAAUAAUUUAAAUGAUUAAAUCACAGCUUUGAAUAAGUAAACUUUAUAAUAAUUUAAUAGAUAAAUUAAUUAAUAGUAACAAUCUAUCAAUGAUGAUUCAUAAAUUAAGGAAAAAACUAUUAAAUAAUAAAAUUCGAAAAUAGAAUAAUUACAACUUGAACUAAAAUAAAAAGAUCAAGACAUUCAACAUUUUAAGCAACAGAUUUCAGAAUUCUAGAAUGUUUAUAAAGAAAUGCAAGAAUUAGAAAAUCUUUGUUCUUCCAUGUCUUUCAUAGGUAAAUAAAGUCUUUAACAUAAUCAUUUAAUUCAUGAAAUACAAGAUUUGCUAUAAGUUUAAAACAAUAUUAUAGAAAAAGUAACAAGCAACAGAGAUUUUCAAAUUGAAUAAUUAAUAAUCUAAAAGAAAUAGAAAAAAUAGAAUUUGCAAGAAUAAGUUGAUUAUUAAGAAUUAUGCCAAGAGACAACUCGAAUUUAGGAAAAUAUAAUAAAAUAAAUUAAAAACUCUGUUGAACAAUUAACAGAAAGAUUUAUUCAUGACUUACUUAUUUGA
Messenger RNA from Paramecium sonneborni, 1344 nucleotides. Lineage: Eukaryota; Ciliophora; Oligohymenophorea; Peniculida; Parameciidae. The record is from the annotation of a GenBank genome assembly.